Molecule: messenger RNA, 1591 nt
Organism: Archocentrus centrarchus (flier cichlid)
Lineage: Eukaryota; Metazoa; Chordata; Actinopteri; Cichliformes; Cichlidae
Gene: dhdds
Product: dehydrodolichyl diphosphate synthase
Exons: 9
Coding region: 91-1098 (335 amino acids)
Biological process (GO): polyprenol biosynthetic process
Cellular component (GO): endoplasmic reticulum; dehydrodolichyl diphosphate synthase complex
Molecular function (GO): ditrans,polycis-polyprenyl diphosphate synthase [(2E,6E)-farnesyl diphosphate specific] activity
Source: RefSeq, a predicted model, not a curated record
CAGGAAGUCGUCACCACGCUAAUACGUCACUUAACUCCAAUACGGAAGAGGUCGUCAUCGUUAAGGUUGUGAGUUGGAAGCAGCACGAAAAUGUCGUGGAUUAAAGAAGGUGAGCUGACCCUGCUUGAAAAGAUUUCUGCUAAUAUCCUAAAGGCAGGACCUAUACCUAAACACGUGGCCUUCAUCAUGGAUGGAAAUCGACGCUUUGCACGUAAGAAAAACAUGGAACGGCAGGAAGGACAUAUGCAGGGCUUCAACAAGCUGGCAGAGACACUACGUUGGUGUAAGCAUCUGAAUAUCCCAGAGGUGACGGUGUACGCCUUCAGCAUUGAGAACUUCAAGCGCACUAAAGAUGAGGUGGAUGGGUUGAUGGAGCUGGCCAGGCAGAAGUUUGAAAGGCUGCUGGAGGAACGUGAAAACCUGGAGAAGCAUGGUGUUUGCAUCCGAGUGCUGGGCGACUUAAAUAUGCUGCCACUAGACCUUCAGCAACUUAUUGCCAAAGCUGUGCUCACAACCAGGAAUCACAAUAAAUGUUUUGUCAAUGUGUGCUUUGCCUACACAUCAAGAUAUGAAAUCACCAACGCAGUCAGGGAAAUGGCCUGGGGAGUAGAGCAAGGCCUGAUCAAAGGAAGUGACGUAUCGGAGGCCUUGCUAAGUGAGUGUCUGUACAGCAAUAACUCUCCCAAUCCCGAUUUGCUCAUUCGCACCUCUGGAGAGGUGCGCCUCAGCGACUUUCUUCUUUGGCAGACAUCCCACUCCUGCCUAGUGUUUCAGUCGGUUCUGUGGCCAGAGUACUCGUUCUGGAACCUGUGUGAAGCCAUUCUGCAGUAUCAGCUGAAUCACAAAUCCAUCCAGAAAGCCAGAGACCUCCAUCGAGAGCAUCAGGCUCUGCAGCAGUUAGAAGCCGACCGUGUUUGUGUAGCAGAGCUCUCGCAGCACCAUGGGAAUGGAAAACCCGUCGAUGCCCAGAGAAGACAGGAGGCGUUACUGCACUACACUGCCUGCCGAGAAGAACGAGUUCAGGACUUCCUAGAAGCACUGAAGCACAAACGAGACUCUUUCUUUAAUGACUUAUGCAGUGAAGCUGUGUCAUCCUAAGAAGGCACAGAAGAACAAAUCCUCUGAAGCGGGGAUGAAACCUCUCCCAUCCUCUUCCCAAAAGGGCUUCUGUGGAAAAGGGAAGAACAAGCAGUAAAUGGGAGCGGUUUUAUUUUGUUGCUGAUCUGUACGAGAGGGCAGUUUUACCCCUAUGGGGCUGUAGAAUAAUCCUGCUAUUUAUGAUUGUAGAUUUAAGAAGUCUAAUAGGUGGAAAUAUCUGGUCAAAAUGUAGUUAAAUAAUUGUGUAAAUUGUCUGUCAAAUGCAUGCUGUUGACUGGAAGGUCGUUUUAUGUGAGCGGACGCCACGGAUCCUGUGUUUUGGUUCUAAAACAUUCGUCCACAGAACUUUUAAACCGUUGUUCAAGCUUAAAGUGUUGUUUGUUGAGUGUGAUCUUGACAACAUAACUAUAUUUUGACCAGCUUUCUUGAACAAAAUAAAAUUACUGUAUGUCAUAUAUUAUUAAAUGAUGUGAAAUUCACUGUUUUGUACUUA